Chrysochloris asiatica (Cape golden mole) is the source of this 2625-nucleotide messenger RNA. It is a transcript of the gene ALDH1L1, whose product is annotated as aldehyde dehydrogenase 1 family, member L1. Lineage: Eukaryota; Metazoa; Chordata; Mammalia; Afrosoricida; Chrysochloridae. Gene Ontology annotation, biological process: one-carbon metabolic process; biosynthetic process; 10-formyltetrahydrofolate catabolic process. The coding region runs from base 1 to 2625 and encodes 874 amino acids. The transcript has 22 exons. Gene Ontology annotation, cellular component: cytoplasm. Gene Ontology annotation, molecular function: aldehyde dehydrogenase (NAD+) activity; formyltetrahydrofolate dehydrogenase activity. The record is from RefSeq and is a predicted model, not a curated record.
AUGAAGAUUGCCGUCAUUGGCCAAAGUCUGUUUGGCCAGGAAGUUUACUGCCACCUGAAGAAGGAAGGCUAUGAGGUGGUGGGUGUGUUCACUAUCCCAGACAAGGAUGGGAAGGCAGACCCUCUAGGCCUGGAAGCUGAGAAGGACGGAGUGCCGGUGUUCAAAUUUCCCCGCUGGCGACUGCGAGGGCAGGCUCUGCCGGAGGUGGUGACCCAGUACCAGGCUUUGGGGGCUGAACUCAAUGUCCUGCCCUUCUGCAGCCAGUUCAUCCCCAUGGAGGUCAUCAAUGCCCCCCGACAUGGCUCCAUCAUCUACCAUCCAUCUUUGCUUCCCAGACACCGAGGGGCCUCAGCCAUCAACUGGACCCUCAUCCAUGGCGACAAGAAAGGAGGCUUCACCAUUUUCUGGGCAGAUGAUGGUCUGGACACAGGUGACAUUCUGCUCCAGAAGGAGUGUGAAGUCCUCCAGGAUGACACCGUGAGCACUUUAUACAACCGCUUCCUCUUCCCUGAAGGCAUCAAGGGGAUGGUUCAAGCUGUGAGGCUGAUUGCUGAGGGGAGAGCUCCUAGACUCCCUCAACCUGAGGAAGGGGCCACCUAUGAGGGGAUUCAGAAGAAGGAAAUGGCUAAGAUCAAUUGGGACCAACCAGCUGAAACCAUUCAUAACUGGAUCCGUGGGAACGACAAGGUGCCUGGAGCCUGGACUGAGGCCUGUGGACAGAAGCUGACAUUUUUCAACUCGACGCUGAACACUUCAGGCCUGAUGCCUGAGGGUGAAGCUUUGCCCAUCCCAGGAGCCCACCAGCCAGGAGUGGUCACCAAAGCAGGACUUGUCCUCUUUGGGAAUGAUAACAAGAUGCUGCUGGUGAAGAAUAUCCAGUUGGAGGAUGGCAAGAUGAUCCCAGCCUCACACUUCUUCCAGGGAGCAGCUGGAGAUGCCCUUGAGCUGACAGAGGAAGAGCUGGUCACUGCAGAGGCCAUGAGGAGUGUCUGGCAGAGAAUCCUCCCUAAUGUCUUGAAGGUUGAGGACUCCACUGAUUUCUUCAAGUCAGGGGCUGCAUCAGUAGAUGUUGUAAGACUGGUGGAGGAAGUUAAGGAACUGUGUGAUGGCCUGGAGUUAGAAAAUGAAGAUGUUUACAUGGCAACCACCUUUGGGGACUUCGUUCAGUUGUUAGUGAGAAAGUUGCGAGGGGAAGAUGAACACAGUGAUCAAGUUAUUGACUAUGUGGAAAAGUCAGUAAAUAAGCUGACCCUCCGAAUGCCCCACCAGCUCUUCAUUGGGGGGAAGUUUGUGGAUGCCGAGGGUGCUAAGACCUAUGACACUAUCAAUCCUGCCGAUGGAAGUGUCAUCUGCCAGGUAUCCUUGGCCCAGCUCACUGAUGUUGACAAAGCAGUGGCUGCUGCAAAGGACGCCUUUGAGAAUGGCUUGUGGGGAAAGAUCAAUGCACGAGAUCGGGGACGGCUUCUGUACAGGUUGGCAGAUCUAAUGGAGCAGCACCAGGAGGAGCUGGCCACCAUCGAGGCUCUGGACGCAGGUGCUGUCUACACGCUGGCUCUGAAGACUCAUGUGGGCAUGUCCAUCCAGACCUUCCAAUACUUUGCUGGCUGGUGUGACAAGAUCCAGGGUUCCACUAUCCCCAUCAACCAGGCCAGACCCAACCGCAACCUGACUUUCACUAGAAAGGAGCCGAUUGGGGUCUGUGGUAUUGUCAUCCCCUGGAACUAUCCCCUAAUGAUGCUUUCCUGGAAGACUGCUGCCUGCCUGGCUGCCGGGAACACCGUGGUGAUCAAGCCAGCCCAGGAGAGCACACUGGUUGGCCAGAGACUCUCAGACCAUCCUGAUGUGAGGAAAAUUGGGUUUACAGGCUCCACAGAGGUGGGAAAGCACAUCAUGAAAAGCUGUGCCCUGAGUAACGUCAAGAAAGUCUCCUUGGAGCUGGGUGGGAAAUCACCUCUCAUUAUCUUUGCUGACUGUGACCUGAACAAGGCUGUGCAGAUGGGGAUGAGCUCAGUGUUCUUCAACAAAGGAGAGAAUUGCAUUGCAGCUGGUCGGCUCUUCGUAGAGGACUCCAUUCAUGACCAGUUUGUGCAGAAAGUGGUAGAAGAGGUGAGGAAGAUGAAGAUUGGGAACCCGUUAGACCGGGACACCAACCAUGGACCUCAGAACCACGAAGCUCACCUCAAGAAGCUGCUUGAGUACUGCCAACGUGGUGUGAAGGAAGGGGCCACACUGGUCUGUGGCGGGAGUCAAGUCCCUCGGCCAGGCUUCUUCUUCGAGCCCACUGUGCUGACCAAUGUGAAGGAUGACAUGUUCAUAGCCAAGGAGGAAUCCUUUGGACCCAUCAUGAUCAUCUCCCGGUUUGCCGAUGGUGACGUGGAUGCUGUGUUGUCUCGUGCCAAUGCUACAGAGUUUGGCCUGGCCUCUGGCGUUUUCACCAGGGAUAUCAACAAGGCCUUAUAUGUCAGUGACAAACUCCAGGCCGGCACAGUGUUCAUCAACACGUACAACAAGACAGAUGUGGCCGCUCCCUUUGGGGGUUUCAAGCAGUCUGGAUUCGGCAAGGACUUAGGAGAGGCGGCCCUCAAUGAAUACUUGAGAAUCAAGACAAUCACCUUUGAGUACUGA